Molecule: messenger RNA, 3015 nt
Organism: Scheffersomyces stipitis CBS 6054
Lineage: Eukaryota; Fungi; Ascomycota; Pichiomycetes; Serinales; Debaryomycetaceae
Exons: 2
Coding region: 1-3015 (1004 amino acids)
Cellular component (GO): Golgi trans cisterna; Golgi medial cisterna; membrane
Source: RefSeq, a predicted model, not a curated record
AUGAAGACGGCUGACGACAAACUUCGGUACAAAAACCAUUUUUUCAAACUUGGCCAAGGCAGAGUAAUUGCUGGCAACGACUCUGACUACUGGAAAGUACUAUGGACCGAACCAGACAACUCGGAUGAUAUCUUUGAACUUUUGACUUCGUACGAUAUCAGAACCAUCCGGGACCAGAACAGGGUUAACUACCUCGUUAUGAUCCAUGUUCUCUGUAAUCAAAUCAUAGCCACUGCUCGAGAUUCAGAGUUCCCCAGUCUGAAAUCGCCCCUUUCAAUUCGUCAAUUGCUCACAUGUAUCCGUUUGCUUGUAAAGCUUAUACCAUUUCUCUAUGAGAUACCAGAGUAUACUCAAGAGAUCGAGCCCAGAUUGUUCUGGGUAGAAAAUUUUGAUCCUUUGGUGUUUAUUAAACCCUCCACAUUUGCAUCGUUGUCCUCUUCGACAUCUCAGCCUUGUCUAACAAAGGAAUCUAUACAUAAUGUAACUGCUGUUCAGCUCAUGCGAGCACUAGUAGACUUGCUCUUUAUAAGAACUUUCACCAUAGACGCCCCCAGAUCCAAGUCCAACAAGAUUCUUAGCGUCUGGGAGCCUGGUAUCGGAACUUCCUCGAAGUAUUUAGCUCCGAACUUGAUCAUAGAUAGCAAUAGAGCGGAGGUGUUGAAGCUACUUCUCACCUUAUGUUCCAGCACUUUUUACAAUACACCUUCAGAAGUCGUUUCGGCUGGGUCCAAAUUCAUGACUUUGCUUGUCACUUCAACUCCACGUGUCGAGCUAUUGACUUUGGUGUGCUCGUUGACCAAUUUGGUUUGUAGGUCCACUAGAAGCUCUCCUGAAGAUAAUGCCUUGUCGUAUCCCAGCAAUAGUCAACUCACAGAAAUGAGACAUUUGACCGUAACCUACUCCAUUCAGUUACUCACAGCAAUGGUUGUGUACCCUCUUCCGUCACCGGAGAAGUUGGACUUCUUGAAAGAAACAGAGUUGAUAUCGACUUCAAAACCAGGUAACUUGGCUAGACUAUACAUGGGUAAGCUUCAUAAGGACCAAGAGCUUGUCUUCUUAAGCACGUACUUGAUCGCAAUUCUCAAGCUACCCGUAGUCACAUCAAAGGAUGUAGAAUCUUCCAAAUUCAAUAUUAUAAAGUCGGGAAACCAGCCCUCUCUCUGGGCUACAGAAGCCACCAUGUUGAUUUGGGAAUUAAUCCAAUGCAACAAGAAGUUCAAGACGUUGAUAUAUGAACAGAGUCUUCCAGAACUAUUGGUUGUUUUGUUCUAUUACAUUUUCGCCUUCCACAGCAAUGUUCAGCAUAAGAACUUGGUGAGAAUAUGUGCAUACUUGAUGUUGUACUGUUCAUCGGAUAAAAACUUGGACUCCAUCUUUGAGCCGAUGGAUCACAACUUAUAUGAACUGCUCCCAACCAAUUAUAAAACUAAUCCGGCUCCCACUACAACCAGGGACUUUCUCGUCACCCAGAUAUGUAAUUUACUCAUAUACAUGCAGACUCCACAAUCUACAUACACUUACGGGGCAACUCUUACUCCUUCUCCUUUGAUGGUCACUACGUUGGUGGAAAUACUUUACAACUUGAUUCCUCCAGUUGCCACCAAAAGCUUAGAAGCUACUAAUGACCCAGCCAAGAAAUUAACCAAUAGCAAUCCCAAUGGUGGUUUAUCAUAUUCCACCUGUUCCGUCAUCAACUUGUUGAUUGGAAAAUAUUCCUCGCGGACGUUUUUGCAAGAAAAGUCCAUUAACUCGGAUUUAUUAGCCCUUUUGAUAAGAGCCGUGUGUACAGCAGCCUUGAAGUAUCCGAAAUCAUCCAGAAUGCUAUUAUUCUCAAUUUUGAAAAAUGCUAAAGUAUACGAUCAGGUAUGGAAUACCAUCUACAGUUUCCGUACAGAGUAUUUCAACGGAAAUAAGUUGAAUAGAAUUGAUGAUGGAGAAGAAGAAAACGAAAACAUCUUGUCAGUUGUGAAUUCCAACAAUUCAGAAAGGUUCAAGCCUGAAUCGGAAACUACAGAUUCAGAAUCUCCGCAGACCCGUAAGAAUUCCAUGUUUGGCAUUGGCACCCCUCCCAUGACUAUCCCAGAAGAGUCGCAACAAUCUGAUGCGGAAGAAGAGCUUGAGGCUUCCUUAAGACCAAAACUUCCUACUGGAAUGUCUGAAAGAGCCAGAGAAAAAUUGCCCAAAGAAAGUUCUCUCAAGAGAUCAUGGGGAGGGAACGAUUCUCUUCGAAUCUUGCUAACCAUUGUUAUUCCUUACUUGAAAGUUGUUUUGAAAGAAAUAUGGUCAAGCAAAGAUGGUCCUACUGUGGAUAGCUACUUAUUGGUUGAGCAUAUUGAGAAGGCGGACUUUGAUGAUUUGCUCGAACGAAGCAAGACCCAGAUCAACUAUGAUUUUCUUCCCGAUAAGCCACUUGAUAAGUUGAAAUUCAACUGGAGUCAUCUUUCAUUGGGUUGGUACAUUUCGUUACUAGGUGGAGCAGUUUAUAACUCGGUCGACAGUGUUAAAACGUACACGGGAAACAACAACAAGAUUAUGAAGAACAUCACCACCUCCAUAGCAUCUGUUAGUAAAUUGACUUCGAGCUGGACUGGAUUCAUGAAGCAUUCUACUACUGCCUAUUCAGCCAACGAUUCUGCCGAAGUUGCAGAAUGGGUUAAAUCGUCAUUGACUGCAGUCAAUCAAUGGAAUCAUACGGACGUGAAGCUUUUCAAGAUUGAAACUUCCAGCGGCAGUUUCUUUGGAAAAUUAGGUUCAGUCAAUGAGGCUGUGCCUGGAACUCCUGGUGGAGUUAAUGACAUGGCGAAUCUGAUUGUAAGAAGAUUGAGUGACUUCCGGUUAAACAACAGUAGCAGAGGAAGUAUUAGCUCAGUGCACUCAGGAUUAACAACUCCAGUAGAGGAGCAGGAACAGUAUUUCCCCAAAUUUAGUGCCAGAAACUCCAUCACGAGUCUUCACUCUCUCAACGCUAUCAAUAGAUCAAGAAGUGCAACUCCUAGAAACUCAAUGAGUAAUUGA